This is a messenger RNA of Pomacea canaliculata, 4014 nucleotides long. Its product is annotated as maspardin-like. The record is from RefSeq and is a predicted model, not a curated record. Bases 223 to 1113 code for a protein of 296 amino acids. The transcript has 8 exons. NCBI's taxonomy places the organism in Eukaryota, Metazoa, Mollusca, Gastropoda, Architaenioglossa, Ampullariidae.
GGUGAAAACGAAAGUACAUGUACUGAAGUUGAAAUUGCUUCAUGUCAAAGAGUUACGUUUCUUGUGGAGUGUUUAUCAAGUGACUUCCGGUAUUGUGUCAAGUGUUGGGGUGGGCAAGUGUAAAUACGUUUUCUGGGUCUGCAUGCUUUCCAGACAUCUCUGCUGGAGUGUCACUUUCCCAGACACAUUACAGAAAGGAAUGAUCUAUUGAACAUUUUAGAAAUGGGAGAGAUCUCAAGUUCUCAAGAGUACCAAAGUUUUCGUAGCACUGUUCCCCAGAAGAGAGUGAUAGUAGAUGAUGACAACAGCAAAGAAUGGACAAUGUAUGAUGCUGGACCCAAAACUGUCAGAUGUCCACUGAUCUGUUUUCCUCCAGCCAGUGGAACUGCAGACGUUUUCUUUCGUCAGAUUUUAGGACUGACAGCUGCUGGUUAUCGAGUAAUUGCUGUGGAGUAUCCUGUUUACUGGACGAUGAAAGAAUUUGUUGAUGGCUUCCGCAAACUACUUGACCACCUGCAGCUUGACAGAGUUCACAUUUUUGGUGGAUCAUUAGGAGGAUUUUUGGCACAAAAAUUUGCAGAGUGUAGUGCAAGAUCUCCAAGAGUGGCCUCAAUGGUGCUGUGCAAUGCAUUUUGCGACACAACUAUUUUCCAGCAGACCAACUCAGCUCCCACAUUUUGGAUGAUGCCAGCUCUUUUUCUGAAGAAGAUGGUUAUGGGAAACUUUGAAAAAGGAUUAGUAGAUCCAGAGAUUGCAGAUUCUGUGGAUUUUCUGGUGGAGAAGCUAGAUGGCUUGACCCAACAGGAACUGGCCUCUCGUCUGACUCUCAACUGCAUGAACUGCUAUGUGGAGCCACAAAAGCUUAGAGAUGUUGACAUAACUAUAAUGGAUGUAUUUGAUGACUGUGCCUUAUCGGGGUCUGUGAAGGAUGAAAUGUACAAGUGUUACCCUGAAGCUCGAAGAGCUCAUUUGAAAUCAGGCGGUAACUUCCCAUAUCUCAGUCGUAGUGCAGAUGUCAACGUUAUGUUACAGAUUCAUCUUCGAAAAUUUGAUUUGGGUCCAUACUGUGCUCGUGAAAUACCUAAUGAUGAACGAGAGCUACUGUCUUCCUGAGCACCAUUGUUCCGUUCACCCAUCCUGGUGCGUGAAGCAUUUUUGUGAAUCUACUGUGCAAGAUUUCACCAAGACUUUGUGAUAAUUCAUGUUUUCUAUACCAUGUAACAUAUUUUAUGCAAGAUUAUGAGGUGCUGAUAAUGUUUCCAAGUUGCAGGAAAGUUAUGACAUGUUUGAUACAUAUUUUUGUAUUAGAAACAAAGCGCUAGGCUUAAUUGAUUAAAAAAAAUUAAAGGCUUUCAAGCUUACUGUUGCCCUUUCUAUAAACAUUAUGCUAAGCAGAUAUGCAUAUGUGAUCUCGACAACUUAGAUGUUGUGAAUAUUGAAAAUACAUGGUUUUUUUUAAAAGAACAAAUUCAACAGCUUUAUAUUUUCCUUCACUUCAGGAAUUCCAGUUUUGCCAGGUUAGAUACUGAUAUUAAUGGUAGAUAUUAAAACCACCUUCUUGAAGUGUAGAUAGAAAAUUCUUCAGGACUGCCUCUUCCUUUUUAAUAGAAGAGCAUCCUGUUUGUAUCCUUUAUGGUACAUCUGUGUAGAAGACUAAUCAAUUUUCUUAUGUUUUAUGCAUAGGGCUUCAUGCUACACUCUUGCUCACAUUUCCUGUUUGCUGCAUACACUACAGUUGGUUGCUUAUUUCUAUGCACUUUGAUUAACUUGUUGUCCAUAUCAUUUUUAAUGUACAGGGUAAGUACUGACAUCAUAUACAUACAGCUCCAGAUAAAAAAAAUGGAGAACAUUCCAUGCAUGCUUUGACAGCUACCUCUAAAUGGCUAGAAAGCAUUUUACAAUAAUGCAUACAGUGCAGUUCAAGAGCUAAAUUACUAGGAUUAGCAGUAUGCACCAGAAUUAUUACUUUUUUUUUUUUUUCAUUUUCUCUCUUAAGUCUCAGUCAUUUUUUCUUUGACUUCUUUUCUUUGUCAACAUUAGUUUUCUUCCGACUUCUGUAAGCACCUUAGUUAUGUCCAUUUACCUAAGAUUCCCUAAUUAAAAAAUCAUGUUUUCACAUCUUUUCAACAAACUUCUUAUCUAUCGGAAAUGCACAUGCAAAUAUGUAUGACAAUAGCAUUUUUGUAAAAUACACGGCUUGUCGACUCCCAAGAACAAAUUUGUAAGAGAUUUCAUACAACACAAGGAGUGAGUGAUGCAUGAAUUUUUUUUUUAUUUUUAUAUAUACAUCAUUUGGAAUGAAGCGAGAGAACAUGAAAGAAACUGAAAUCAAUUUACUAACAAAGGAGUCAGCCCAGGUCUCAAAAGAAGCAGGGGGAAGAAAACUAUUUUAUUCUUGAACAGUUUUUUUGUUCUCAUUGUACAGACACUGGACAUAAAUUGUGUUUUUAUUGAGAUUGUAUUAAAAUUCUUGAUAUUUUCUGGUUAUUCACCUUGAUCAAUAUAGCUUAUGUCACCCUAAAAAUUGGCAGAGAAUUUGAAUCAACCAACUCUUACAGUGCCUCGGGCAAGCCAUUCUCAUAAAUAAAAAUACAUGUAAAUCUUGUUGAAUGCGUAACUCCUGAACACAAGUAAUCAUCACGUACUGUAUGUGGUAUAGAUUAUUAACAUCAGCUUCAUUUCUCAAAUAUUAAACUCUACAGACCAUUAAUCAAUGCUCCAUUUCCAAUGAUUUGGAAACAUCUGGCAGAUGCAAUCAUUAGACCAUUUUUAAAACGAACAGAGCUGUUGUGUGGGUGUAAAAUGAAAAAAGCAUGAGAAUGAAGAAGGAAAAAAAUUUGAGCAAUGUAGUCUUGUGUUAAUACUCAAAUCAGUUGAUACACUGCAAGUUCAAAGAUUAUGACUGGAGAGAUUAAAUGAAAGAAGCUGCAAGUCCACUGAUCUUUGGAUUGUUACUAUCAGAACACUUCAGCUCCAUGUGGGUGGACUCCAAGUUUAUUUGCCAGACAUAGUUUCUUGUUUACAUAAGGUUUAUUAUUAAGGACAAGGACAUCCCCAUAAAGGUCAGUGUUGAAAGCUUCUUGGUGCUGCAGAUUAUGGUACAAGUCCUACCUUCCUCUUCAUAUUAACAGGUUGUUUACUAGGGUGAACUGCUGGCUUCAAUGAGCUGCACAAGUUGCUACUUAUGAGCUUGGAAAGCUGUUAUCUUCUUUCAAGAAGAGGGUAAUGCUGCAGGAGAGCAUUCCUAAGAAACAAUUUCUAUUUUCGUCUUUUUGCAUCACUUAUAUUAACCACACAUUGCAAGAACAGUGGAAAUAGAAACUAGCGAAACCAACUGAGUGAAGGCUUUAAUCACGCUUCUCACAAAACUCAUGAUUCUUUGUAAAUGUGUCCAGUGUGAAAAUAUGAGAAGGCCACAGACUUGUGUUGCUGAAAGAUUUUUUUAAAGUAUUUUUAUAAUAUUUAGUUACGACUUAUUUAGUUAAGCCAGAUGAUGAUAACAGAAACCUAAGUGAACUAUGUUUGAAAAUAUCUGUUAUCUGAAUGUCACUUAAACUCUCCUUGUAACAAAUAUUUUCUUUAGGGAACAAAAUUAACAACUUAAAAUCUUAGGAGUAAACAGCUUUAAAUAUACUAUGCCAAAGAAAGAUGAGUUUAUUCGAGAUCAAACCAGAUAAGUAUCUGAGUGGUUUAAGGGAUAGAAUGCUACAACAGUGAGUUUACCUCACUAAACAGAAAGGCAUUGAAAUGCUACAAAGAAUAAAUGUUGAAACAUAAGAUUCUUAGAAAACCAAUUGCUGAAAGAUGUAAACAGCUGUAUACAUGACAUUUCUAACCAGGAUUUGGGUUCAAAUGUAUUUAUUUUUUAAUUCGUGUUUCAAAAUUUAUACCAUCUGUUCAGUUCUGUCUCCAUCUCAAAUAUGUGUAAAAACAAAAAGCAGCAGAGAUUUGUUGCACUUGUUACAUUGUUUGACCAGAUUCAAAAUACAACAAUAAAAAAAAAUAACAAAAACA